Molecule: messenger RNA, 6933 nt
Organism: Delphinapterus leucas (beluga whale)
Lineage: Eukaryota; Metazoa; Chordata; Mammalia; Artiodactyla; Monodontidae
Source: RefSeq, a predicted model, not a curated record
GCUGAAGGAUGGGGUGGGGGGCAGUGAGUGGCUUGUGGAGGGGGUGGGCAUUUUAGCCUCAGGACCUAAGGUCCAGGAAGUCCUGGACGUGGUUUCUGGGCCCAGCCCCGGGGACUGUGGGCUGCGGGUCGGGCUGUGCCCCAGAACCCACGCGUUCAGUUCCCUCUCCAGCUCCGAUGGGAGGGUCUGGCCUGGCAAAGCCGGUGAGGUGGGCCUGGAGGAGACCUUCUUGGAAGAUGGUGUCAGGGAAGGUUUCCUGAUGGAAGCAGCUGUCUGUGUCUGCAGAAGUAGCUGCAGCCUGGCACAAAGACGGCUCUGGCCAUGGGAGCGGCCUGGUGACAUUUCCUUUUUGACAGCCCUGGGGUCACCUCCUGGGGAAAGCUUCCCUGACUAAGCUACUGGGCCCCAGCACAUCCCACAGGGCUCUCAUGGGUUUCUGUGUCUGCUCCUGGGGGCUAGGCACCCCCCAGGGCUUCCUGAGCCUCCUUUUCGCCCCCAGCUCUGCUGCCGCCAAGAUGCCGUCGCCUCAGACAGUGGCCUCUGGGCCGGAGCUGCACAGCCCCAGGGAGCCUGCGGGACCCCGGAUCCCAGCUCAGGGCACUCGGAAGGCAAGCAGUGAGGAUACGUCCAGCGCCCAUCGUGAGGGCUUGAGGCCUGGCCUGGGCACCCUUCGGCGGGCCUUCUCAAAGGCAAGCCAGCGGGCUUCGGGCUGCGCCCCCCAGGAGGACCCAGGCCUGCUCAGGCGCAGCUCCCGCCUCUUGUUCCGGUCUUUACGGCGUGCUCGGGACGAGGGCCCGGCUGCUGACCAGACCCAGGCUACCACUGGGCCAGGGGUGGCCCAUGGCCGGGAGGCGUCCUCAAGGGCCAUGGACGGUGUCAGCCCGCAGUCAUCCACUGGGGCGGGGCCUGCGGAACUAGAAGACAAAUCUGUGGCUGACCUCAUCACGGAGCGGAAACUGCUGGCGGCCUUCGAGCAGCUGCGGCACCUCGAGACUCAGCUAGUGGCCGAGAAAGCCUCGCGCACCUUCGAGCAGGACCCCACGGGCUUUGCGCGGCGCGCCAUGGACCUGUGCCUGCACUACGACGGGCUGGCUGCGGAGAUCGGCGCCAUCGUGCUCGAGACCCUGGGCCCGGACGGCGUGGACGCGGCCGUGCUCGCGGAGCUGGCCCGCGUGGUGCGCGCGGAAGAGGAGGCCCACCCAGAGCCCCCUGCAGACGGCGACUUUCUGUGCACGCCGCGCCACUGGCGCCAGCACUGGGAGGACGCGGUGCGCCGGAGCGCGCGUGAGCGCGUGCAGCAGGUGAGCGCAGGGGAGGCCCCGGGGGCAGCCGAGGGUGCCUCCGGCUUGGCCCAGCUUCUGGCCGAGCUCGGCCGCUUGGUUCGCCGCGACCUGCAGAAGGUGCAGCUGGAGGUGCACCCGGCUUACGCGGCCGCCGGCUAUCCCGCGUGGGAGGCCUACCUGCGCGCCUUCCACGGCGCAGUGGCCCAGCGCCUCCAGGAGCUGGCGCACGACGCCCAUGGCUGCGAGCAGCUCUACGUCCUGCUGGACUGGGCCUCCAAUGUCUACAGCAGUCCUGAUUUCCUGGGCUCCCAGGACCUGGCUCUGCCCUCGGAGCCGCUGCCCCCACUCCUGGCACCCGAUGUGUGGGCCCGACUCGAGAGCGACUACACCAGCUUCCUGGAGACCAAGAUCGCGAGCUGCUUCGAUGGCAUCCUGCAGGUAGAACAGAGUCGCUGGGUGGCUGCCGAGGCCCCCGACGUGCUGCAGGGCCACUACCAUACGCCACUGUCCAUCGACGUACACAUGCUCGUGGCAGAGCACGUGAAGGCAGCUGGCGCCAUCUCCGCGGAGCUGGAGGCCACCACCUUGCAGAUCUGCACGCGGGCCCUUGGCCUCUUCCUGCCCAGGUUUGAAAAGGCUUUCCUGGAGUCGGGGGCGGUGAGCGAGCCUAACCUGUGCGCCAACAUCAAUGCCUGCGAGGAGUUCAGAACUCAUCUUCUGGCCAGGUUCCCAGGAAGUCUUGAAGAGCUGGAGAAGCCCCUGGUGGCUGCCACCUGCGCCUUUCAGAAGCGGCUGCUCCAGGGCUUGCAGGGUGAUGUGCAGCCGCUCUUCAAGGUCCUGUGCACCAAGGCCUGGCUGACACAGGACGUGCUGCAGCCCCUCCUGGACAAGGUGGUGGCAUUCGCCGGCCACCUCGAGCAUGUGGUCCCGCCCCGGGCGCAGGUAUGGGGGGGGCGAGCUGUGGUGGGGGCAUGCCCAGGGCCCCUACUGUUGACCCUGACCCAGACUCCCGCUUUGGCCGCCCAGGAGACUCUGCAGGAGGUACACCGUUACGUCGUCCGCGAGUACCUGGCGCAGGCGCUGAGGCCCCGCGAGCGGUUCCGGGGUGUGGAGCGCGUGAGUGGCUCCCAGAAGAUGGGCCUGGACGCCCAGGCCAUUGGCAACACCUUCCAGGGCCUGGGCUCUGAGGCUACUUGGUUGGGCCGAGCUAUCCCGUGCGUGGCGGACAUACUGGGCGAGACUUACAAAGACGACAUCCGGCGGCACCUAGAGACACUCAUCCGGAGCUACCCCGACAUCAGGCGGGACCACGUGCUGGCCAUUCUAGCGCUGCGCCGACUGGGCCACCGUCGGAACCAGCACCUCCUGACGCAUGCCCAGGACCUGCUGAGGGCCGUGGCCGAGGCAGGGGGCCCCGGCGCUGCUGGGGGCCACGUGCUCUUCGAGGAGAUCGAGGUGCCCACCUCCAUGGAUGUGCUAAUCACCUGCAUCUAGUGCUCCUGGGCCUGAGAGGGGCCGACCCCAGGUGGAGGGUUGGCCACCUUCCCCCAGGCACUGAACCCCAAGUCAGGAGCCCAUGGUUGUGGAAUUCCCAUCCUCAGCCACACAUGGCUGGUGACCAGAAUGAACAGCCAUGAGAGGCAUCUCAGGCAUUUGCGGGGGAGGGUUCGGGCGUGUCAGAAGUUCCCAUCGGUACUGCCCACCCAGGAAGGCCUCCCUGCCUAACUGUCCAGCGCCACCCCAGUCUGAAAGUGAAGAACAGAGUAUUUAUUUUUAAAAUAAACAUGAAUGAAAAUGGUGUCUCCCUAAGGAGGGGCAGGCCAAGUUGACUUCAGGCAGGAGGUCUGGGUUCCCAUGCGCCCAGGGUCCAGCCAGAAGUUCCGUGGUGACUCCAUUUGGUGAUGGCUGUUUCCUGCUCACUGUACCAAUGGGGAGACUGAGGCAGGUCUAGAACUGGGAAGGCCCACCCCUGUGGCUGCAGAGCAAGCCAGGCUUUGACCCCGGGCCCCCAGUGCCGCGCGCCUAGUGAGCUUUGCCCAGCGGGGUGAGCGCUGCUCUGCCCCGUUUUAAGCAGGCCUGGGCCCUGGGAGACAAGAAAAGGCCAAGCCUUGUUCUGCAGCUUGAGGUAUUUGGGUUAGUUGUGAGAGGAACUUCCCAGCAGUGAGAGUUGUAUGCUGUGGCAGGGCAGGUGUCAACCUGGAGUGUGUGUAUGAGGGGUUGCCCCUGCAGGUCUUGGCUCUGGCCGUGGCGCUGCAAGGAGAUCACCCCGCUGCGCCCCCGCGCACGCCCCUCCUCAUUCUCCUCUCACAAAAAGUUGGCACUGAAAUUGGGCUCCAGCCUGCAGUUGAGGCUGCUCUGGAACCCAUUUGCGUCUGUAACCUCGGGCUUGCCAGGAAGGCUGAGCUCUGAGAUGGGGAGACUGACAGGAUGCGGCCGGAGGCAGCGAUAGGUGCCUUUCUCCCCAGUCCCUUUUCGGGGUCCCGGGGGGAGCAGGAACAGGUGCCAGCGGCAGCCUGUUCCAUGGGGGCAGCUGGCCAGGGGUGGGGCAGGCCGGGGGCCGAGGGAGUGUCCAGAUCUUCCCAAGUGGGGAAUCCAGCGGGGGUGGGGUGAGCAAGGCAGGAAGGAGGAAGCAGAGAGGAUGGGGCUCCCAGGCUCCGGGAACAGGUGCGGGGGCGGGGUGUGUGAGUGCUGACGCUGACAAGCGGUCCUUGUGUCAGUGGGGAAACUGAGGCCAGUGGAGGGUGGAGGUUGGCACUGCUUCACAACAGGCCCCAGCACUGGUGGCCUGGGAUCCUCACAGCCAGGGAGAGGGGAGGUAUCGGAGGGGCACCUCUUUUCCUAGGGAGGGGCAGGUGAUUGACAGGUCAGCCUGACCCCACAUGUAAGCCCAGGGGCCGGCAGUGGUCUGGGUGAGAGUCUCAGGCCGGGGUGGUGGUGAGGGUAUAGGAAGCCUUGAUCUGGUUUGGUCCUGGCCAGGUUCUCCCCUGGGAGCCCCUGCCACCCCCUCCCACAUUUGAGUCCCAGUCCCCAGGCCCCUCAGGGAGGCCCCCUCCUGCAGGCCCUGUUCCUCGCCCUGACCCUGGCAGGCCUGACCUUGCCUGAGCCCCUUGGCUGCAGGCUGAGGGUCCUGGGGCUGGGUUUCUAAGCCAGGCUGCAGAGGUGGGAGGGGAUUCAGCUCUACCACUUUCCAGCCAGGAGACUGUAGGCAAGUUUCUUCACCUCUCUGUGCCUCAGUUUUUCCAGCUGUGAAAUAGGGGUUCUGUCUGUGCCUCCCAGGCCAGGGAGAGUGAAGUUAAGAGCCUGCUGUAAAGCCAGGCGCUGGCCCCACCGUGACCCCAUGUUCGCAGGUGUCUGGCCAGGCCACCAUCUGCAAGAAAAAGCCGAGAAGAGGCUGGGUGCAGGGGUAGGGGACUCUGUCAGUGAAUCCUGAGGUGGAUGGUGUCAGUGAGUGGGCAAGGCCCCCCAACAGGAGGCUGGGGAGGGGUGUGGGUCUGAGCAGACUCCUCAUGUUGCAGUGGGAAGGAUUUAGGCUGAGACCCAGGCCCAGAGACAGGAAGUCAAGGCUUUCCCGGCAGGAUCCUCCAUGCCCGGUGGGUAUGUGUGCCCUGUGGAUGUGCCUGUGAGCCCAGCAGAGUCUGGGGGCUGGGGUCAGCUUCCCAAGGCCAAGCUGGGGUGAGCAGGAAGCCAGACGGCAGCUUCUAUGGAGGUGCAGCCAGGGAGGCUGCAGACUGGAGGGAGGGCUGAGGCCAGGGGACCCAGGGCUGGCUCAGGUCCAGGGCUCUGGCCAUUGGCUGUUCUGCCCCGGGCUUGGGGGCUGUGCUCAGGACCCCCCUGCCCACCAGGUCCCAUGAGGCCUUGCGAAGGGCCAGAGUGCUUCCGUGGCCAUCCUGUUGUCCAGGCCAAGCAUGGGGGGAGGGGGCUGGCUCUCAGAGCUUCUUCCGGACUUGUGAACCAUGUUGACUGGCUGAUAAGGAAAUGUGUGUGCUUGUGUGCAUGUGUGUGUGUUCAUAUGUGUGUGCGCUCCUGGAAUGUGCCAGCCCCUGUCAGUGCCCGGGCCUUGCCUGGUGUCUGUGCUCCCCUGUGCAGCAGGACAUCCUGUUUGCCCCUAGAUCUCGGGUCCUGGGCCCUACCUCUGACCCCUGGUCGCACCUCUGCCUGGCCACUCCCUCCCCCCGCACGGCCCCUUACUCCUCCCGCUUCGGCUCAGCUUGGCUUCCCCCAGUGCCCAUGUUUCCUGGGGCUCCUUCAUGGACUAAGGGUCACGUCUGGUCUCUGGCCCUGAGCCUGUGGGUCCUUGAUGAGGCUGGAGGGCAGUGAAAGUGUGUGGGGGCCGCCUGCCCAAGGCAGGGUGCUCGGGUCCGAGGACAGGAUGAACCCAGCCUGAUUACCCAAGGACAGCCUGGGGUGACAGGAGGGACCUGGGUGUCCCCCCUAGCUCCACCUGGACUUGUGCCCUCUGUGGCCCUUCGCCCAUGCUUGAGCGUGUUCAGGUCUCAGCACUGCCCUCCCACAGCUGGUGACCUGGGCCCUUUCCCCUCUGAGGCUUGGUCUCCUUAUCUGCGAUGUGGAAGGGAGCGCCCAGUAGGUGAGGGAACUCAGGGGUAGAUGACACCGGCCAAAGAGACCCGGCACCAAGGGCUUGCUGCGAGGCGCAGUCAUCGUGUCACCUCCGUGUCUACACGGCCUCUCCCUCUUCCUUCCUUGCCUGGUGACCCCGGCCCCUUCCUUCCAGGCCCUGGACCACAUGGGGCCCCUAGACACAGGGGCAGCACCCUCAGCGGCUAGGAUGUGGUCCUGGCGGGGCCCCUCAGCACUGCCCUGGCGGGGAGAGGAGCUGCGGGGUCCCCGGGGCCACUCUCCGUCCCCUCCCUUCCUUUGCUACCCCUGAGUCCUUUAGGCAACUCCAGCAGGUCAGAGGCCCCGCCCACCAAGGUCAGUGUCUGCCCACUGUCCAUCCUCGGCCCAGGGGGAGGAGAUGGGAUGGUCCUUCCCCAGCCAGUCGGUGCAGAACACUGGGCAGUGGGCCUGUGCCAGGCACUGCGAUCAGAUGAUCGGAGGGGGCUGCUGACGAGGGCUGAGCCACAGAGCUCCAGGUCUGGGGGAAUCAGGCCCGCUGGGUGACAGCGCAGGGCCCUUUUUGGCGGAGUUGCUGGGAGCCGUCACACCCCCGUGGCUGAGUGCCUCUAGGGACUCAGGGCAGCCUCCCUGGGCCCCUGCUCUAGUGAAAUGCUUGCAGCGGACUGAUACUUCGACAGGUCACACCCACCUCUGGGUCCACUCCUCUCCUGGGACCCAUGGGGUCAUUACAAAACCCUUCAUCCUUCCAGGGAUUCCCAUCCUCUGGGUGCACAUACACCCACCCGCUCAUUAGCGGCUUUUAAAAUGCAUUUGUUGGGACUUCCCUGGUGGUCCAGUGGCUGACUCCGCACUCCCAAUGCAGGGUGCCCGGGUUCGAUCCCUGGUCAGGGAACUAGACCCCACAGGCAGGCUGCAACUAAGAGUCCACAUGCCGCAACUAAAGAUCCCAUGUGCCACAGCUAAGGCCCGACCCGGUGCAGCCGAAUGUUUAAUAAAUAAAUGAAUGUUUAAAAAAAUAAAAAUAAUAAAAUGCAUUUGUUAAAUGUUUUCUUUCUUUUUUUUUUUUGCAGUA